Molecule: messenger RNA, 570 nt
Organism: Colletotrichum orchidophilum
Lineage: Eukaryota; Fungi; Ascomycota; Sordariomycetes; Glomerellales; Glomerellaceae
Exons: 2
Coding region: 1-570 (189 amino acids)
Cellular component (GO): membrane
Source: RefSeq, a predicted model, not a curated record
AUGGAACGUGAUACGAACAACAGCUGCCGUCUUCUCGACUACUGUCUCCCACAGCUUCGACAGGACUCGAAGCCAGUCAUGUCCGAAAAGAAGGAGGGCAUUAUCGACAGCCAGCCCCUUCGCUCAUCUGCCCUGGACGCCGCUUCCGAAUUCGUCGACACCCUUCGCACCGCCGAAAAGGGGGGCAAAGACCUCGAGCGCCGCCUCAGAAACAUCGUGACGGCCAACUCCUGGAGCGAGGAGCUCGCCAAGUACAUCCUCGACGGCGUCGAAGGCCUGGUGCGUCACCGAGAUACCGUCGGCCAAGUCUUGAAGGAGACCAUGGACAAGUCGACCGAAGCCGCCGAGAGCGUCUUUGAGCUCGCCAAGGCGCACCCGGUCUUCGUCACCGUUAUUGCCAUUGGCGUAUUGGUCAUUGUCGCUCCGUGGGUGCUUGAGGCCCUUGGCUUUGGCGAACUUGGACCCGUUGCUGAUACCUUUGCCUCGUGGUGGCAGGCGCGGUACGCCGGAUACGUUCCCAAGGGAUCUCUCUUUUCCUUCCUCGAGCGGCUGGGAAUGACUUGGAAGUGA